Molecule: messenger RNA, 1193 nt
Organism: Tribolium madens (black flour beetle)
Lineage: Eukaryota; Metazoa; Arthropoda; Insecta; Coleoptera; Tenebrionidae
Product: 3-ketodihydrosphingosine reductase
Exons: 2
Coding region: 105-1073 (322 amino acids)
Biological process (GO): sphingolipid biosynthetic process
Cellular component (GO): endoplasmic reticulum membrane
Molecular function (GO): 3-dehydrosphinganine reductase activity
Source: RefSeq, a predicted model, not a curated record
UGUGUGACAGUCCAUGAGAUUUAUGCUGAAUCGUGUGUCACCACACCUAAGCCACAACUUUUAAAUUCUGUUUUUUCAAAUUGUGAUACAUUUGUGAUUUAAAAAUGUUGAUAGUUUUAUUCAUCCCACUUUUUAUAGUGGCUUUAAUAUUAAGAUUAAUAAAGCAACGAAGUCCCAAGAGCUUAGAUAAAAGACAUGUAGUUAUAACAGGAGGUUCCAGUGGAAUUGGCAAAAGUGCAGCUGUUCUAGCCGCCAGAAAAGGUGCAAACGUUACUAUAAUAGCACGAAAUCUAGAAAAACUAGCAGCUGCCGAAAAAGAAAUCAAGGGAGCUUGCAUCCAUAAAGAUCAAAUUGUCACAGCUGUAUCAGUGGACGUUUCCAACAAAAUCGGUAUUCAUAACGAACUAAAUAACCUUGAGGAAAAAGUGGGCCCAAUUUACAUGUUGAUAAACUGUGCGGGAAUGGCGAUUUGUGGCAAAGUUGAGGAUUUUACAGAACAGGACGUCAAUACAAUGAUCAAUGCCAAUUAUUUGGGCACUUUGUACCCUAUCCAAAGUGUAGUUCCAAGAUUCAAAGACCGUCAAGAGGGAAUUAUUGUACUGACAGCGUCUCAAGUGGCUUUAAUGGGCAUGUUUGGAUACUCAAUUUACGCCAGUUGUAAAUUUGCCUUACGAGGUCUUGCAGAGUCUAUCAGUAUGGAACUUAAACCAUACAAUAUCUCUGUGACUUUAGCCCUACCCCCUGAUACUGAUACUCCAGGAUAUGAGAAUGAGAAUAAGACUAAACCUACAGAAACACAACUAAUAUCUGAAACUGGAGGAUUGCUGAAACCGGAAGUUGUAGCGACGAAACUCCUCAAAGAUGCUUUGAUCGGGAAAUUUUUCAGUUUUGUAGGAGUUGAAAGUUAUAUUUUGACCACUCUGUGCAUAGGAAUGACACCUUAUGUCGACUUUCUUGAAAUUAUGGUUCAGUCAGUUCUUUUGGGACCAUUAAGACUCAUUGGCGCUUAUUAUUUACAAACAUUUCAUAAUAUUAUUCAAAGGUGCUAUCUACAGAAACAGAAAGACAACUAAACAUUGUUUUAUUUUUGUUUAAGUAUUUCAUAUGUAAAUUAGUAAAAUUCUGUUUAUAAAACGUUUGUUGUAUAAGAAAUAUGCCGUUGCGUAGGCAACCAAUUAUACACGCUGCAACAA